Molecule: messenger RNA, 5667 nt
Organism: Arvicola amphibius (Eurasian water vole)
Lineage: Eukaryota; Metazoa; Chordata; Mammalia; Rodentia; Cricetidae
Gene: Resf1
Product: retroelement silencing factor 1
Exons: 6
Coding region: 306-4943 (1545 amino acids)
Cellular component (GO): nucleus
Molecular function (GO): histone methyltransferase binding
Source: RefSeq, a predicted model, not a curated record
UACCUUGCGCUCCGCCCAGGCCUGGGCGAGCUCCGCGGCCCGCAGCAUCUCGGAAGCAGUUUGCAUUUGUGCUACUUUGAGUGCUUUCCUAGAAAAAUGAAAAAGCAGGGUCAAAAACACUCCUUGUGAAAGAGACUAAAAGGUAAAAUUGUAUUUACAGCUAACCUCGUAUAUUUAUACCGCGCCACUGUUGAUGCUCCCGGGAUCCUUCUGUCCUUAUAGCAGAAGACUGACCAAUAGGCAAAUAAGAAUUGUGACAUUUAAAACCACAGACUAUACAGCACUACUACCAAGCCGGAUCAAAUAUGAAUUGGAAUGCAAAACCAGAGAAUGCUGCCCAAAACUCACCAUAUUCUAAAAGUCAGUCGUCUCUUUUGCAGCAGUUCUUACUGCCUUCCACAACUUCUCAAAGUUCUUUCAGCUGCCUCCCACAAAACCAAGAACCAUGCAUGUAUCCCACUAAUUCAAAUUCAGUUUCACAGCCACUUCUGAACGUCAGGAGUUACAUAACUCCUCAGCUCUCUAUUUCUAAUAUGCAUAAUAGGACAAUUGUGGCCUCACAGACUUCAGUAGAAAGAGUCACAAGUACAAAUGUUAAAGGAGCCCAACAACCAAACCACAGUUUGCAAACAGUGUCUUCAGGAGUUGUACAAAAUGUCUGGAUGAACUCAACAAUGAGGAAUUUUAUACCUUCUCAUACAGAGGCAGCCAUAUCCCAUAAACCUGACGGAGGGUCUAAUAUGCCUUAUAUGCAUGCACCACAGAGUCAGAUUGUCACAUCAGAUAACUACUCUGUGCAACUACAAAUGACUCCUUCAAAUUCUGUAAGAGUUCCUAUAAAUUGCCAAGGAAAUUAUCAAGGAAAUCAGGGACUAAACCACUCGAUACCAGAUCAGCUUGUUGGCUGGACACAGUGCACACCCAGUGAACCUACUUACCCAGAUUACAGGCCUCCUCCAAAGCAAUAUCCUUGUUUACCACAAAACUUUGUGCAAGACCCUUCUGUUCAGAAACAAAACUUUGUGUCAUCUAUGUCAUUGCAAGCUAGAAACAAUCAGCUUGCAUCCUCUACACAGACUUUACAGUCAAAGCAUCCUGUACCUGUGUCAAUUCAGUAUGCUGCAGAAACCAGCAAAAGGCUUCUUCCCCCCCCUUACAGCUGUAGAUAUGGAGGCCAAAACAUGCAAAAUUCUCAGCCUGUUUCUAGACACUUGUCUGUGGAAAUUCCUCAGAGUUCAGAAAUGCACUCAUCUGAAAAAAAGAAAGAUACUUACAAAGGCUUUCAACAGCAGUGGCAGAACAUUAAUGAAAAUCCUAGCACUAUUGGAAAAUUCUGUGAGUUGAAAAUAAAUACAAGACAAUCUUAUAAUGACUCUGCUAGCUCUUCUGGGGAUGGUGUUCAGACUCUUGUUCAAAAUAAUCAAGAGGAAAGAAAGUAUCCCUGCAAUCCAAGUACCAAUCAAGUUCUAGACACAAAUGCUACAAAAGAAAAGCUGGUGAGGGAUAUUAAAUCGCUAGUAGAAAUCAAAAAGAAGUUUUCAGAACUUGCAAGAAAAAUUAAAAUCAAUAAAGAUCUUUUGAUGGCAGCUGGUUGUAGUAAAACAGCCAAUACUAAUUACACUGAACCAACUCAGCAUUCUGAAUUUUCAACAAAAGAAAUGUCUGCUAAACGUAGCAGUCCCUACUCAAUGGAAUUGCUAGCAACAUGUCUUUCUCUUUGGAAAAAUCAACCUCCAAAAACCACAGAAGAAAGCGUUCCAAAGCCUUUAGAAGAAAAACAGCGUAUUGUAUCAAGAACCAGUACAACAGCAGUUGGCAGUUCAAAUCCCACGAAUGAAGUUCAUGUUAAGAAUUUUUGUUCAGAUGUUAGAAGUUCUCAGAAAAUGUCCAGUUCAUCACAAACAGUCUUGUCAGUUCUCACACAAAGUUAUGAGUCUCCAGAUGUAACUGUUGGAAAAGGAACAGAGCUUCAGAUUGCUGUAGUUUCACCCUUAAUUCUUUCGAAUAUCAAAACGGCACCUGGGAAAGAGUUAGCACCUGAAGUGGCUGAAACUGUGUAUCCAGUUGUUAAAGAAGGCAGUGUUUGUAGCUUACAAGACCAGCAAGCAGAAAAUACAACAGUAGCUGUUGCUUUGCCCUUUGAUGCUACGGGAGGAGUAACAAAUACUAUAUCAGCCGAGCUUUCCCUGCCUAUGCUCAAGGAAAAGCAGCACAAUCCAACACAGGCUGAUCUAGACAUAGCUGAUAGCAGCCUGGGAAAACACUCUACCCUGUGCACUGAAGCUUUGCCUAACCCUAAGGACAGCACCGUUGUGAGUGGGCCCAUGUUACAGAUCGAAAGUAUCUGUUCUCUUGCAGAAGGUGAUGUAUCUUACAAUUCCCAGAUAGCAGAGAUAUUCAACUCUGUAAAAAAUGAGCCCCAGAAACCUUCAUCAAAUCAGCAGAUAAUUAAUAGUCAGCAAGAAGAACAAGUAGAUGACACCACUGAAAAUAAAAACUUUGAUUUUAAGAAAGAUAAGUGUGUGCAGUGUACAGAUGUUCCUCAUGAAGUCUCUGCGCAGCCAGUGCUGCUGCAGCCUUUAGAGCCAGCAUCUAGUGAGGAUUUUGAAGCAAACAAAGAAAUUCUAGAGGAGAGCAAUAAGAAUACUGGCGUAAAAGGAACAAUUAAGGAUGUGUGUUCACCAGCUGCUAUUCAGCAGGAUCCUCAUCAGGAAACUGAUACGGUCAGCAUUAAGUCAAGCCACAAUCUAACUGCAAUAAAUGAGGUUAAUGAUGAAAAUGAACCUGUCUCGUACCUACAUGACCAACUGUCAGAACUUCUAAAAGAGUUUCCUUAUGGCAUUGAAACUGUUAGCAGACAUGAAGUUUCUGUGGGCCAACGAAAGAUACAUGAAGUCUCAGAAAAUCAAACUGAUCAUAAAACUGGUAAUAUGUCUGUGGAUAGCACAGACCAAAUAAAAAUUACGGUAUUAAACUCAGACCAAAUCAAAGAAUUAUUUCCUGAAGAAGAUCAACCCUGUGACUUAGACACAUUGGCAGUACCUGAGAAUAGAAAAGUCAUUGCAGAAGAGAAUAGAAAAGUCAUUGCAGAAGUAAAGAGCCCUUGUGACUCACAGGUCCCCAGAGAAGAAAGUCAUGACCCUGAAAUGUUGGACGUGGAGAAAGACAAAAUCCAUUGCUGUGCUUUGGGUUGGCUCUCAAUGGUUUAUGAAGGUGUGCCACAGUGUCAUUGCAGAUCCAUAAAUGAGAAAGAGAAAGACCAAUGUUCUUUGGAGGACGACAGCUGCAAACAAGGAGAGCAGUCCUGCAAUAGUGGAAUCACUAUUUUUGAAAUCAAUCCUAUUUCUAAUAACCCAAAAAGUCCUUUGAUCCAAGCAGCCGACAAAGGCAACUUUUCUGAAAUACACGGUGAAAAGAUAAAAACACCCCAAACAAAAGAUGGCAGCUUACCAAAGGUGGAAAAGGAAUUAACUGAUCAUGUUUCAGUGAAAUGUUACAAAAAAGAUAAGGACAAAUGUAAAACAAAGCAGGAUAGCUCACUGAAAAUGGAGCAAAAAUUAAAAAAUGUUUCAUCUAAAUGUGACAGACUAAAUCCCUUAAAAAGAAAUAAAAUAACCACAGAAAUAUAUCAAGUGACAACUUCCAACUCUGAUAAAAAUACGCCAACAUUUUCUAAACAAGCUUUUCAGGAAAGCAUACAGAAAAAACACUUAUCCCAAGACUCUGGUCCAGUAAAAGCGCAUGUAGAACUUCUGCCAAAUAAAGAUCCAUGCAGGAGGAAUAACUUUUUGGUGCAGUCAGUGUCACCAGAAAAGAAAAAAUUAAAAUUUAAAGCAGGUUCCUCCAGACUGAAGUAUUUUGAAAAAAGAAAAAUAGACCAUGUACUUAUCCCAGAUAUGGAAAUAAAAAAGAAGAAAUAUGAAAAACAAGAGGAGAACAAAAAUGGUGGAGCCAGAACUCUGACAGAACCAAAUGAAAGAGCCAGUGUUAAAGAAAAGACUGUGCCAGAUUCUGAGUCGUCACACUCAAAGGCCAGCUCCUCUAAGAGUACUAGAGUCAUAACGGUACAAGAAUAUUUACAGCGACAGAAAGACAAACAUUCGGGGAGUAACGCCUCCAAAAACAGAGAAAAUAUGCCGUGUGACUCUGAACACAUGAAGUCCAGUAAGCAGUCUGCAUCACCCAGCUGGGGAAAAUUAAUUGAGGGGCAGGAUGUCAGUGCAGAGACCUCAAAAGAACCAGAACAUAAUCCUACCAGCCAUGGCAAAAAUCUCAAGUUCCACCAUUCUGAGGAGUCUAGGAUGUACAAUGUGUCAAGAAAUAGUAGUGGAAAACUUGACAGGAAACAGCUGGACAAAGCCUAUAUUGAUAAAACCAAAUUAGAAAGAUUGACCAGUAUGAGUAAUAAGUCCAGUGAGAUACCUCUCCAGGUAAAGGAACAAAGGAAACAGUAUCUGAAUCGAGUUGCAUUUAAAUGCACAGAACGGGAAAGCAUUUGUCUCACCAAAUUGGACAGUGCCUCCAAGAAACUUAAUAAGGAGAAGAGUAGGGUAUCUACAUCCACGGCAAAUGAUGACACAGACAAGCCUAGUAUGUUGGAGUUUAAAUUGUGUCCAGAUGUGCUGUUGAAGAAUACAGGCUCUGCUGACAUGCAAGAUGACCCAAGGCCUGGACCUGGGAAGGAACAAGCACCUGUGCAAGUUUCAGGAAUAAAAUCUACAAAAGAAGACUGGUUAAAAUGUAUCCCUGCAAGGACAAAGAUACCUGAAUCAAGUCAAGAAAUAGAUCGUGCUGAUUCAAGACUCCCUAAGAGAAGCUUCAGUGCCGAUGAAUUUGAAACACUACAAAACCCAGUAAAAGACUCAGAUGUCAUGUUCCGUACCUACAAAAAGAUGUACCUGGAGAAGAGAAGCAGAAGCCUUGGAAGCAGUCCAGUGAAGUAGUCACAGGAUGUAGUGGUUUUUUUUUUCUAUCACCAGGAAAUCUCUAACUUUUUCUUUUCAGGCUCCCUUGCUGGAAAUAACUCAGGACUUUUCACAUUUGGAUUUCUCAGCCAAGGAGUUCAGUUACAGCUUUUGGUAUGUUUUUCAUUGAUACUGUGUGACUAAAAUGUUGGUUUAGCUGCUGGUUAAGCAGGCUAAGAAAUAGAUUGCAUUUGUCUAGGAACUGCAAACUGUGUGAUCUACGCUAUUGAACCUUGUUUACUGUUUUAAGUCUUAUUGGCACAGUGGUGCACACCUGCGAUGUUUUAUUUGGCAGAUGGAGACACAAGGAUCAGUAAGUGGUCACCCUCAGCAGCAUAGUCCAUUAAGCCAGUUUAGGCUACAUGAGAGACCCUCUCUCAAAAACAAACAAACAAAAAACAACCAUGAAGGUGACUUACAACAGGUCUUACUUUGAAAUGCUGUCAUUCUGAUGUAACUAUUCAUUAGCUGAGACUUUGGCUGGGGUUGUAAAUACAUUUUUGUUUUUAAGCACAUUAGCAAAACUUAUUUUUCAGAAAAUGCCCACUGUGAAUGUCAAAGUAUAUUCCUAAGUAUUUUGUACCUUAUUGUAAAGGUUUUUUUAGAAGUUUUGUUUUAUACUUUUGUUAAACUGAAUGGAGUUUUUGGAAGAUGUCUUGACAUUACUUUUCAUACUUGAAAUAAACAUUUAUUUUUUAAAGAA